Molecule: messenger RNA, 3788 nt
Organism: Aquila chrysaetos chrysaetos
Lineage: Eukaryota; Metazoa; Chordata; Aves; Accipitriformes; Accipitridae
Product: zinc finger protein 501-like
Exons: 3
Coding region: 1850-3079 (409 amino acids)
Source: RefSeq, a predicted model, not a curated record
GAAGCUGUCGGUGAGAAAAACGGCUCCAGGAUCCCUGAAUCCCACCGGAAUGCGCAAGAGUGGCGGUACUGGGUCGGACCAGGGUCCUGCCAGUUUUGCCUGCUGUCUCUGACAAUGGCUGGUAUCGGAGGCGCAGAGAAGAGCAGACAAGGGGUGGUGUGUCCCCGUAUGCUUUCCCAGGCCCAAGCAAUCUGUGACUUCAGAAAGUCCCGAACUAGACAUGUGAUGUCUCGAUAUCUUGCAGCUCUCUGUGUAUUUUUUGGCCUUCCGAAGUUGUGUACGUUUUAGCAUCCAUGACAGCUUGCAGCAAGGAGCUCCACAGCUUAUUUAGCUGUUUUGUGAGCCGCCGCCUCCUUUGGUUUGCUUUGAAGCUGCCUUCUAGUAGAUCACUGGAUGUCAGUAGUUCUUAAUUUAGAACAGACGGUGCAGGAUGGAUCCCUACCUACCCCACAUGCCACUUGUGUUUUUACAGUCCUCAGUGAUAUCCUCUAUCAGCUGUACCUUCUUCCAGCAGAAUGGGCAGUUGAGUCAUCUCCUAUACAGAAGCUAUUCUGUGCCUUUGAUCAUUCAAAUCAUGCCUCUGUAUCUUCCUCAGCUCUACAGAAAUCUUCCGUUUCUCUGAAACGGGGGAUCUGUCCUCCCCCUUGCACACAGUCAGGAUGUGGGGUUUGAGCAGCAAGGCAGAAUUACAUUCUCUUUUAUUCUCUAUUUUUUUCCUAACAAUCCCUAACAUGUGACUAGCUGUUUUGUCUGCCUAGAAGCUGCAGUUUUCAUCUGUCUGCUCUAACUCCAAGGUGCUAUUCCUGAAUGAUACCAAAAACAUCCUAGGCCCGUCCUGGUAUAAGUGCAAUGUAUAGAGGCUGUUCCCCUCUGCGGUUCUUUAUGUUUACCUGCAGCGAAUGUCCCCUGUCAUUCCCCUGUCACCUUGUUGGUCAGUAUCAAAAGCUCUGCCACAGUUUAUCUUUAUAGUCAGCCUUUGUGUCUUUAACCCUGAAUGACACAGAAUCAUCAGCGAUGGUUCCACCUCCCCUUCCCCUUCCUUACCACCUUACUGAGGGUCAUUCAUCCCACGGCAGCUUAGUUUAUCAGUUUUGGUGAGGGACAAAAGUCUUUUAGGAGUGCCUUUGGACUCCAGAUCUCCCUUUUGCUAAUAUUGGUGACGUCUCUGAAGAACUCCAAGUGGUUUGUGAAGUAAGACAUCUCUUUCCAAAGGCCGUGCCAGCUCUUCCCAAGUCUGCCCUCUUUGGCCAUCUGUCCAUUGAUUCUCUUGCUCCAAUUUCUGUUUGUUUGCUUGGAAUGUUGGGCCCCAGAUCUCCCCUCGAGCCCUGGCAUCACAUCAGCCACCUUCCAGUCCCCCACCAGUGAGGUACCACAGUCAGGAGUCCGGCAGUGUUGUGAGGUCGUGUGAACAGCCCUGCUGGGUUAGACCAAAGGUCUGUGUAGCUCCGAGCCCUGUCUCGGGGAUUCAGGGACUGCCUAGAAGUGGCUGCCCGGGAGGGGGAUAAGACAAUCAUACAGUGACACCUCCCCAGCACAGUCUACCAUCAUCCAGCAGCCUGAGGCUUCCUCAUGAUGGUGGUGUGUUAUUUUUAAUACUUCUCAUGGCUUUCUCUUCUGUGAACUCUUGAAUUCAGUGCCGGAGACGAUUGCUGUGUCCUCCCGCUGCUGUGAGACAGGCCAGAGCAUCAGCCAAAACUCCUUCUGCUGCUGGCUUCUCUUGAGAAAGACAGUUCCAAGGGUACAUUUAAGGCCUGGAUGGAGUAGCUGCAGACAAAUGGAAAUGCCUUCAUGGUGAAUAGCAAAGUUCCAGUUUCUGUUCCUCUCAAGGGAUGAUUUUAAUGAAAACUAUAUGAGGGAAGAAGUGGCAUCACUACCACACCAAACUGCCACAGAAGCUGAAGAUGGGAUUGUGAGCAAGGAGGAGAAUGCCCACCAAGGCAUCCCCGGGCCAGUGGAGCCUGAGGGUUUACUCUCAGGACGCUCCAAGGAGAACAGUUCCCAGAGUCCUGCACAGGACCUAGUCCUCCCACGCAGGUCGGAAAGGGUUCAGAGACCUCUGGAGAAGAGGCAAAGCCGAGUGAUGCUGCGUGGAAAAAGUUUCAGGAGGCUGCCAGAUAUUAUCCAGCAGAGAAAUCCUUCUGUGGGGAGACUGACGAUAUGUGGGGACUGUGGGAAAAGCUUCCGGGUGAGCUCCAACCUCGUCCAGCAUCGAAGAAUCCACACUGGAGAGAAACCCUUCGCCUGCGCCGAGUGCGGGGAGAGUUUCCGGCAGCGGUCACAUCUCAUCCAGCACCAGAGAAUCCACACAGGGGAGAGGCCCUACGAGUGCUCCGAGUGUGGAAAGAGCUUCAGCAUGAGCUCGAAGCUGAUCCGGCACCAGGUAACUCACACUGGGGAGAAGCCCUACAAGUGUGCCGAGUGUGGGAAGAGCUUCUCUGGGAACUCGCAGCUCGUCCAGCACCAGCGAGUGCACACUGGGGAGAAACCCUAUGAGUGCAGCAACUGUGGGAAGAGCUUCAGCGUGAGCUCAGCCCUGACACGACACCAGCGGGUCCACACCGGAGAGAAACCCUAUGAGUGCGCGGAGUGCGGGAAGAGCUUCAGCCAGAGCUCCGAGCUCAUGAAGCACCAGCGGGUCCACACUGGAGAGAAGCCGUACGAGUGCUCCGAGUGCGGGAAGAGCUUCACCGUGAGUUCAGCCCUCAUCCAACACCGACGGUUCCACAUGGGUGAGCGCCCCUAUGGGUGCACCGAGUGUGGAAAGAGCUUCACUGUGAGCUCCCACCUCAUCCAGCACCGCCGCUUCCACACUGGGGAGCGUCCCUUUGAGUGCACAGAGUGCGGGAAGAGCUUCCUGUGGAGAUCAGCCUUGCUUCGGCACCACCGGGUCCACACAGGGGAGAGGCCCUACGCCUGCGCUGACUGUGGGGACAGCUUUCGGCAGAGUGCCCAUCUCAUCCAGCACCGGCGCAUCCACACCGGGGAGCGUCCCUACGCCUGUGUCGACUGCGGGAAGGGAUUCACCGUGAGCUCUGCACUCCUCCGGCACCAGCAGAUCCACAGGGUUGGGGAGCCCUAGGAGGGGUGAGAGUGUGAGUGUGGGGAGCAGUUAGGUCUCAUACCCUGGGGAGCAAAGCCCGGUGUCUCUCUUCCUUUGCUCUAUUGACCGCCCUGCUUGCAGAUGGUAAAAGCAAUUUCUUUCUGGGAGAACAAGUCCUAAACGAGAGAGAUGGAAGAAGGGGAGAGUUUGUGGAAGGAGCUGAAUUGGAGGUUUGGGGAAGAGCCUGUGAUGCAGCAGGGGAUGGAAGUGGUGUUCGGAGGGAUAGCUUUUGGGAGAGGGAGAGAAAGGAAGUAGUUUGAAAAGGCUGGAAUGUACAUGAUGGUGUAUUUUAGAGGAAGGUAGAUACCUUGCCUUUUCUCUGUGCACACACGUUUUGGACAAUUUAGAGUGAACUAAACGGACCAUCUUCGAGCCUGCAACGCUCUGACUACGUAACAGCUCUUGCAUUCCCUCCCUGCCACUGCUUUCUUCAGACGCUCCGAAUCGCCUUCCUCAGUCCGUGGGCUGGGCCUGUGGCAGAGAGAAGCCCAAAGCCUGGUGCCCCUCAGCCCCUGUGUCCUGGGGCGGGCCGCGGGCAGAGGCCGGCAGUCCCAGCGAGGCUCAUCGCUGCGUGGGUGUGUGGUACGUGGUGCCCACCUGGGCAGAGAGCCCCCGUGGGAGCAGAACUGUGUGUUAGCGAGGCUUGAUUAUUUCUAAAACCGCCAAAUAAAACCAUCGUUAAAAACCA